Molecule: messenger RNA, 14058 nt
Organism: Porites lobata
Lineage: Eukaryota; Metazoa; Cnidaria; Anthozoa; Scleractinia; Poritidae
Source: the annotation of a GenBank genome assembly
GUGGCCUUUUUCGUGACGUCAUAUGCACUUUCAAAGAUGGCGGUCGCCGUGUCAAUGUUUCGAUGGCUGGAUUUGUUAGAGAAAGAAUUUGACAAGACUUUCGUUGAUCUGGACAUUUUGUUAGGGGAAAUUGACCCAGACCAAAGCGAAAUAACUUACGAUGGACGUCAAAAAAUGACGCAGCUUUCGUCUAGUUUCGCACAACUCGUUCACAAGGCGCAGACAAUAUUUCAAGGAAACGCAAAGUUAGAGGUAGGAACCAAAGGUUGUUUAUUUUUUAACAAGCUUUUGUUUUGUUUUGUGUUGUCUUUUCUCUUGAAGCCAUCCAGGUGAUUCUUCUCCUAGAUUUAAUAUAUUGUUUUAAGAAAAGGGACGCUGCCUGUAUGUACAAGGAGCCAGCAGCUUUCUGACUGUUUUUAUUUGAAUAUUAAAAAAAGUAUUAAUUAAGCUUAUUAAACACGGGAUUUCUUUUAUAACCAUGCCAAUGGUGAUAAGCCCAACUUAUAUAUUUCGCAAGACCAGAGAUUACUUUUACAGUGUGGAUAAAAAUCAGCGUUGAAUGCCAGCUUGGUCGUUUCUUUUUAAUAAUUUUGUGAUAUUUACCAACCCAUGGCUAAUAAUUAAAUUCUGUCAUCUUUUUCACACGGCACUUGAGUAAUUACUGGUGUAGAAUUAUAUAUUCCUGCUAGACAGAAAAGACUUAUAAGAAAUGCAGAAUCUACUAGGAAAAACAGUGAAAAUGGAGUUGUUGCGGGAAGUCUAUGUACAGGCAUAUAUGUACAAGCUAAACUGUAUUGUUAUCAUUGAUGAAAUUUUCAAAGUUCUGCCAUUUUGGCCUUUGGAGUUUGCUUAAGUAUUUAAAAUCAAGUUGGGGGAGCAUAUUGUUCAUCAGAAAGUGGAUAUUGUUGUGCUGCAGCUGUAAAUUAUAAAUUUCAUUGAUUUCUGUUUUGGUUUAGUUACAGUAUUGAAUAAGUAUUAGAUCUUGUUAACACAUUCUUUCAAGGGUUUUUAAUAUAUCCCUUGGAUACAAACAAAUGAAAUACUUGGCAAGUCUGUAUUUCUCUUGUACAGUAUUAUUAGGCCUUAGGUCUGAUUUUUGUACUGCCAUGCAAAGUGGUACCAAAGGCCCGAAGCUCUCACCUGUGAAUUCCAGGGUGUCGACCAGUUUAUAUAAGCUCAUGUGAAAAACAUUUCCUGAACACCUAAGGGUGUAAGUGCUUACGAGUUGCUAGAUUAAGUUGCUAGCAGCUUCCAUUCCAGACUCUGUUAGAGUACUGUGUGUGAAUUCUAGGAGCAGCUAAAAAUGCAAUGAACACCAUCUUGAAAUGAACAAAGUCUUAUGCAUCACUCAAUUCCAGGUGUACCCAUGGCCCUCCCCCCUUCCUGGCAACUGCAGGGCAUUUGUCCGCCUUGUCUGUCCCACGAGUGGGGCAUUAGCAAAUUUUGCACAGUGUGAGGGUUGGGUAUUUGCUAACCCUGGGGCCAACCCCAAGCUUUUGGCUUGUACUUGCGUCCCUAUCCAAACAUACAUGGAGGAUUUUACUGAAAACACAAUCACAUUCAAAGCUCAUCUGUCAUGGACAGGAAAAACUCAUAGCGGUUUUUUAAGGCAUGUUGUCUUGAUUUUAUCCCUGCAUUUCUUCAUUUCUUAUAAAGACAGAAGACAGGAGCUAUCAAUGUGAAUCAACACAAAAACCAUAAAAAUCAUUUUUUCUUCAUGGAAUGAAAUUUCUGUUGACCUAGGAUUUGAAUCAGUUUAGUGUUGAUGAUACAUGUAUUUCUAAUUUCUACUCAGAAGAGGUAACUUUAAAUACAGCUCACUCUCAACAACCUAUUUUAAAGAAGAUAAACGACAAUAUUAUAAGAAUCAUGAAGCGGUGUCCUCUCACGUCAACUCUCAACUAGAAUGGCACUAUAACAAAGGUAGAAUUUUAAAAAAAAUCACACACUAAAACACACUACUCAACUAUGUGGUCAAUGAAAAUUGCUGCAGUGUUAAUGGAGGACGGGGCAUUUGCCCUCUUUUUUCGUCCUCGCUGGGUAUUUGCCAUCCAAGGCCAAAACAAAAAUGCUAAUGCCUGGGUGUUAGCCCAGGGUGGGGGGAGGGAUGGGGUUGUUUGCAUUGUUCCACUUGGAAUGACUGAUGCAUUAUGCAGUCUCUCAACAUGAUCUAAUGACCAUUGCAAACACCUGCUUGGGAAUAUGUGGUCUUUAAUGGGGAAGAAAAUCCAAGUUGGGGAUACUUAAAUUAGAGGAUUUAAUAUAUUUAGACAGUGCUCUUUUUAUGCAUGAUUAAGAAGCCCUAGGAUUUCAAGGUAGCAAUAGUUUCCACUACCAUGUCAUUACUGUGAUCUUAAAACAACAAAACUGAGAAAUAGUUUCCCAGUGACACGUCCUGAUAUAUUCAGACUGAGGGAACAAAAUAUACAAAUAUAAUAUUUUUCCACUUGGAUUCUUAACUAGUACAACAAUUCUUUAUGACUCAGCUUGUGUAUAAACAAAAUUUUAAAAAAUGCUACUGUUUUUCUAUUGUCCACCAUCUUGAAUCGUUCCGAAAGUGCAUUGUACGUUACUGAUGACUCACGUAUGAAAGAUGUUUUACAGUUAGCAGCAACGAUUGUUAUGGCUUCCAGUGUCAAGACAAAAGUAUAUGACUCCAAAAGUUUAAAAACAAUGAGAAUGAAGUCUUUAAGUGACAAUUUUACAUUUUUGAAACUGAUGAUGAGGCCCGGAAUCUCUUUAUGAAAAGACAAGAUCUGUAGUGAACAUUUCAAGUGAGUAUACUUCCUUCUUUAGUUGAAUUGAAGAGGAGUCUUGACACUUAAGUGCUCAAAAAAAGUGUUAAAACACUUUCUUGACCUUCUUCUGACAUUUUGAUAGACAUUGAAGUUUUUUCGAAUAAUUAGUACAGACUGAUGUUCUUUAAUUUUAAAGUAUGUUUGACAACAUGUUUCCAGAAAACAGAUACUGUUACUGUACAUAAAAAGAAAUAAAAGUGGGUUCCCGUGAAUUUUCACGGGACCAAAAAAUUGCUACCGAUAGUUUCCCAUAAUCUUUCAGUGCGCAACCGAAAAAUUGUUAUCCAUGGGAUUUGAAAUCCUAGGGCUUGAUUACUAUUCAAAUAGACUUCCAAGUAUUUUCAAUAAUUUCUUUAAAAGCAUUAAUAAAGUACAUCAAUAUGCAACCAGACUGGCCUCUAAGAAGUCUCAUUAUUUACUGAAAGCUAGGACGAAGUAUGGAAAAUUUAUAUACAUUUCAAUGGGGUUAACUCUGGAAUGCUAUGAAAGAAGAUCUACAUGUAAAAUCAGCGAGUCAUUUUUAAAAGCUUUUAAAAGAAUCUGUCCUCUCCAAACAUUGAUCGGUGUACUUUAUAUGCCGCUAAUUAUGUGUAAAGCCAAUGUUUUGGCUUGCCUCUUUGUUGAUUGGUAUGUGUAUUUGUUUAUUUAUUACAGCUUAUAUAUUUCUUCUUUGUGUGUUUUUGUGUGCAUUUGUUUAUUUAUAACUACUUUGAUACUGUAGUUACUUUUCCACAUGGCCCAGCCACUGAGCGCGAUUAGCUUUUGCUAUUUCUGAGUGGCUGUGCUCUCUCUUUUUUUUACAAUUAUUUCCUCUUAAUGUCUUUACAAUUUUUGUAUCAAGAGCACAAUGGGCAAUUCCAGAAAAUAUCCAUACCCAACCACGGACGGCUUCCAUGUUUUAACCCCCCCUUGCCUUCGGAAAUUCCAAAAUGCGCUACCCCCCCAUGCCCUCAGAAUUCCAUAGUCGUGAACCCCCCCUCCCCUUCAGAAUUUCCGGUUUUUUUUGGAAGUACAUUUUCGACUUAGCAACGCCUAUAAGAACAAACGAACAUGAAUUUAUGCCUCCUCAAGGCUGUGAUCUAGCGGCGCCAGGUGACAAGCUUUACUCUUCAGUGACAAGAAAAACCUACGCUAGUUGCCAGGCCGUGCAAACUCCUUUUUAAGUCUGAAUUUGGCUAUAAAAAUAAACACCACUUAAGGUAAUUUUACUCCUCUUUGUUUUCUUGUGCUGUUUUGACGUUUACAAAGGAAAAUAGCUCAAACAGACUGUUAAAAUCUUUUGGCGGUCAAAUAUACCGUCGAGUCGUGUUGCGUCCUUUUAUACGUCAUGUAGUGCGCACGAAAAGCGUUCUAACUGACAGGCGUUCCUUGGAAGUGAGGGACUGGUGCGAGUUUUUUACUGUUUAUCGGACGGUUUCGGACGGGAGUAACAAGGGGCGCUUUCCAUUUACGAAAAAAACCCGGAAAUUUCGGUGGUAGCAAAAGUGGAAUUUCCGAUCGGUAAAAAGUUGUUCCAUUUGGUCGUAAACCCCGGUACGUGGCCGGGUGCCCGACCGUGGACCUGGAACUGGUACAAACUAUAAGAAACGUCAAUGGAACACGACAUUCCGUUCGGAAAUUCCAACCGGGAAAACGGGACCACCUUUUUAGAUUUUCCACUUUUUCUGGGAAUUUUCCAGUGGGACGAACCGACAAAACGUGUUCCAUUUACCGCCGAACCGGAAAUUCCGGAAAUUUUGACUAAAUGGAAAGCGCCCAAGAAAUUUGCAAGGGGUAUUAAAAGAUACAUUUUCAGUUUUUAUUCACGUGACAAGAAAUUCAUCAAGGUAAAUGUGAAACCAACGUUUUACUGUUCACUUCUAUAAGUUAUGAGCGUAAACACGUGUCUGAUCUAUCGAUGCUUGUCUUCUGCUUCCGCGGUCAUACGUUCGUGGUUUAUUUACGAACUACAAAAGUCCACAACAAUAGCGUUUUCCAGGAACUUACUCUACACUUUCUACUCCAGAAAUCCCACCUGUGGAAUUCCCCCAUACCUUCGGAUUUCAAUUCGUAAUUACCCCCCCAUGCCUUCAGAAUUCCAUAAUUGUGAAUCCCCCCUCCCCUUCGGAAAUCCUUAAAGCCGUCCGUGGUAUGGUAUGGAUAUUUUCUGGAAUCGCCCAAUAAAGAUUGUUGUUGUUGUUGUUGUAGAUGGAACUAUGUUCUUGAGCAAUGAUUUUCAGUAGUUGCAGUUCUGUAUUGAUCUCAGGUUGUGCUAUAUUUAUUUAUUUUUAUUUUUUAUUUUAUUUUUACUCCAUCCUAUAAUACAUUAGUUGUACAAUAAUAAAAUUGUUGUACAAUAUCAAUAAUACAUUAGUUGUACAAUAUCAAUCGGUACAAAGUUGCUUAAACUACGUGUACAUAAUAAUAAUAAUAAAAGAAGAAAACUAGAAUGGAGAAGGGCACAUUAUAGUAAAACUAACCAGGGCCCUUUAACAAGAUUGACUUUAUUCUUUUGUAGUUUUGUUAUUCAUUAAAACACAAACACGUACACACACACACACACACGCACACAAGUCAAUAUUGAGCAAGAUAAUAUUUUUAAGUGCCUUUUUGAACAGGAUUUUCGAUGAUUUAUUGUGCUAUAUUACUAUGUACAUGUACACUGUAAUUAAUAAUAAUGAUUAAAUCAAUUAGAAGAAAUUCCUUGUAUUUAUCAUUUUCACUCUUAUUUCUUUUGAAGGCUGAAUUGGUUGCCCUUAGGCAUGACCUGGUGGAAGAAAGAGCUGCUAAACAAGUGUUGGAGAGGGAAGUUAACAAUCUGCUUCUUCAGCUACAUGCUGUUCAGCUCCAGCUACAUUCUAAUGCUGGGAUGCCUUUAGACUCAGAAAAUAUAAAGAACAAGCUAGUAAGUAGAACGUUGGCAUCUUUGAUUUGCAGUUGUCUGUACAAUGAGCUUAAGGGGUAAUUUUAUUUUGAACCUCUACACACAAUGGACAUCUUUGGAACAGUAUGUGGUACACCUGUAGCUGUUGUAUGGAGGUGGCCUUAGUAUAGAGGUAGGGACUUCAGUGGAAGUGUGAUUAGCGGAUAGAGGAAAAAAAGAUUUUAAACUUUGAUGGCUACUGUGUGAAUCUGUAUGGCAAUUGACUUAGGGCCUUUCUGCACUAGCAGACAAAUUUUGGAACAUUUGUACAUGUAUUCAUUUUAUUCUUAACAGACUGUCACAUCUGUCGUUACUUAAUGGAAAAAAUAAUGGUUUUCUUUGUGUUUUCUUUAUGAAUUAUUAAUGAGUUUGAGAAGCUAGUUUACAGGUCUGUGAUUGUUUUCCAGUGGCCUUAAAUCCUUGAUCAGUGAAAGUUUUUUGCUCUGGAGAUGCUUGAAAACCUCAAACUCCAAAUCCUCAGCUCUCUUGAUUUCUUUUUCAUCUAAUUGAGAGUUAGUGACAGCUCUGAGAACCAAUAGAGAGCUCAAGCAACAUUGACAGCAACAGCAACAGCGACGAGAAUUUAUGGCAAAAAAGCAUUAGGUUUAAAUAAGCAAAACAACAACUUUAUGUGUGCAUCAUGUUUCUUGUACAUUUAUUUUCUUUGCUAUCACUUCACUGUGAAACUACCUAUAUUGAAUUGCACUUUUUAUGGAAGAUGUGAAUGCAAGACAAUGACUCUCUUUUCCCUUUCAUGAACUUGGAAACAGUCUUUUAGUAUACAAUGCUAGAAACAUUUGCCAACAUUUGAUGAAUUGAGCAAGAUGGGAUUAAGUGUGAUAAAUUUUGAAGCAGUGUCAAUUCACUUUUUAAGUGACGUUUUUGUAGCUGUUGUUGUAGUUGUUGCUUAAGCUCCCCAAUGACUCACUUUACUCCACCAGUGUCAGUGUUGAAUACAAGAAUAAUGCAUCUGUUCUUUACUUGUUUUUAGGAAAAUGAGAUGAUGAGAUAUAAGACUGAUGCCAUGAAAGAAGCUCGUAUGGAAUGUCAAAUUAAACAAAUAGAGAAAGAAAAUGUAGGGUUGAGGAACCACAUCUUUUCACUUCAGGGUGAAGUGUAUGGAGCAAGACUCGCUGCAAAGUAUCUUGAUAAAGAGUUAGCUGGAAGGUAAUCUAUGUGACGUAAAGGCAUGCAUAAACUAAAUGAGUUGUGAUAAUACUUAAUAGUGGUGGGAAUCGGUUGAGAUUUCACAAUCGACCAUGGGCAAACACAUUCAAUCUUAGAUUAUAUCUGCUGUCAUGACUUAGAAGUUAGGAGUCCACGAAAAAAGACAAUUCACACCAAGAUAUUAAACAUACAUUUUUAUUGAUUUUAAUACUUUUAUUUGUCGCCAAUAAAUUUUUAAUUUUUCCGCGACAAUCGAUUAUGAAAAAAGCAUAAUCGAUUGUCGCGUCACUUGAACUUUUCGAUCAACUUUCGAUUAUAAUCGAUCAUCGGCCCACCACUAAUACUUAAUAAUACUUGUGAUAGUACUUUUUUGAUAAGAGUAAAACUACUGUAUGCAGCUGUCAAUUCAUAUAUAUCUCAAUGUAAAAUGUAAACGUGAUAUAUGAAACAUAAAGCUGAGAUUUAAUAAAUCAUGUAUUUGCAUUUUUUGAUACACUGUGUAGAUAAAAGUAAGAUGAAGAUAAAUAUAUAACACUUAUUAUUAUUCAUUCAAAAUAUUUCCUUGAUUCUGAUUGGCUAAAAGCACACAGUUGAUUCACCAUAACCAGUUACUGAUGACCAAAUGUGGAAGAAUUUUGUGUGACGUCAAAAAUGCAGCGUUUUCGCAGGUUAAGGCACUGUUAACCAAGAAGACCUGGGGACGAGCUUGUGUUAUUUUUGGCAGACAAACAUCACUCCUCAAAAUUUUGAGGACAACUAGUAGUUGUGUGUUAUGACUGUAUUACUUUUGGAACCAAUGAAGUCAACUUAUUAUUAAAAAAAGAAUAUAAUAUCAUGGGUGACAUAUAACUUCUUAAUCUUGGUGAGAAAUUUCAGUGUUUAUUUGAUACGAUGUACAUGCAAAAAACCCAUGAUCCUGAGCAUAAUUGUCACCUAUGAUAUUAAUAUGUAAUUUUAAUACUCAUGAAAUUAGGGAAUAAUUUCACAUGCAUUUUGUCGAAAUCCUGGACAAAAUGCACUUGAAAUUAUUUCCUAAUUUUACUUUCAGUCUUCAACAUUUGAUUAUGCAUAUUAUUGUUUAAUAGUAAGGAGUCUUCACUGAGGAUAUUACAUGUAUGUGGCUGCUCAGGGAUACAAAAUUUUACUUUGAGUGUUGGAAAAUAUAUCAGCAGGAAGCAGCGUGCAAAGAAAGUACUGUCCGAUAGCGCGGGGCUAGUGGAUUUUGCUAUCAGGCUAGCGAAUUCUGUUUCUGACUUGCCCGAUGGGCAAGUGAUAUCUUUUGAGGAAUUCGAAUAACAGCUAGAAGAACUGUGAAAUCAAUUCUGCGAGUCAAAAUUAAAAAGUUUUUGGGGCUAGUUGAAAUGACGUCUGGACUAGUAUAUGCUAGCUUCAGCUUGCUCGACUGGCAAGCUGUAAAAUGAUUUUCUUUGCACCCUGCAGGAAGAGAAAUUUAAUAUUUACCAUGUAAUGUUAUAUUAUAAAUAAUAUUUAUUAUCUCAAUUACCAAUAAAAUACCAAGCCAUUUCAGUUCAAUAUAUAUUUUUUUGCUGCAAAAGGUGCGAUUGAUCUUGGAGCCAUAGCAACAGAGGUCUUUUCACAUGUGAAGAUAACGUGUUAUUUUCAUGUUCAAAGAUAUCAAGUUUUUUCGCACCAAAGCCUCCCUGAUAUUUAUUGGUACUUUUAAUAAUAGUAACUAUAAAUAAUAAUUAUACACUGUUAUUUUUAGAAUACAACAAAUUCAGCUGCUUGGCCGUGACAUGAGGGGCAGUGAACAUGACCAACUGUGGAAUCAAAUUGAGGCUGAAAUUCAUCUGCAUAGACACAAAACUGUCAUCAGAGCAUGUAGAGGGAGGAAAGAUCCUAACAAUAAGACACCAGCCCCACCGCCACCUAAACCUGAAGAAUUAGAAAGUGAAGAGGAUGCUGAAAGUAAAGCAAGAAAAAGAAGAGGCAUCGGUGAACCAAGGACAGUUGUGAUUCAUAAAGAAAAAACAGAGGGACUAGGAAUAUCAAUAACGGUGAGGGUCAUGAUUGGCAGUUUUAGGCUGAUCACUUGGGUAUAAUAUUAUUUUUUUUUUGUCAGUUGUGUUGUCUACCCCUUGUCUUAAAUGGAGAACCAAAGAUUUUGUCUGAAACACUGGGUCAGGGUUUGAUUGCCUCAGCUUCAUUACCUUACCCAAGUUUUCAUGAAGUGCCACCCCCUCCCCUAUCUUUCUUAAUUGUGUCAAUAACGAAAUUCUGGAAAGUGAUUUUUUCUCAGCAGUCCUUAUUUAUUGCUAACUCCAGCUUAUGUACAGUGUACACCGUAUUCCGAUAGUUUCAUAUUUAAUUAAAAUAUUCCAACAGUUUCUCCCAAUCUUGUAAGCCAUGUUUUUGUUUUGGUGUAAUACAUUGUACAGUUGUAAGAACUUUGUACUGAAACAAAUUAAAUGCUAUUUCAAUCCUGAGCUUUUCGUUAUUGACACAGUGAAUUGGUACAAAUAUGUAAUAGGAUUUUGUGUUGUACAAUUCAUGAUAAUGGGGGCUGAAAUUUCAAUUCUUCCUUGCGGAACAUGCUCGGCUGAUUUGAAGUUACAUGUACCUGUCCUGAAUCAUACAUCACAGGGCUCGAAAUUAAAAAAAUCUUCAGGUCGCCUUUUGGCGACAAACUGGAGAAAUGUAGUCGCCAGGUACAAAUUUUUAGUCGCCAGUUUGUAUGAUGUAAAUGAAGCAGCUCACAGUAUCAGCUUGGCUUCUGAUAUUUAGCGCGGUCGCUGAGCCGCGAAUUUCAGGUAAACCUGCAAAAUCCCGUGAAAUUCACAAUAAUGUGCGAAAUACCGCGAAAUUCGCGAGAAAUCUUAUCAAAUACUUGUCGAUACAACAUAUCUGAAACUCAUUUCGGCUAAUGGGGCUGUUUAAUUGCCGAAACCUUGCAAAUUUACCUUGAAACUUCAUCACCACAAUGCGCGAAAAAUGUCUCAAAAUUACCAGGCGUAAACUAUGUUGCGAAACACUGGGCACUAGUCAUGAUGUUAAAAGCUUUGCCAUUGGCUCAUUUCUCGAGCGCUUUGUUGCUAGAAUAUGUUAGAUUAUCUCUGUUAAAAACAUCACACACGGUCGUCAAAUCAGUGCAAAAUCAAUCGAUUUCGAGCGAAAUUUGCCCACAAAAUUCCCACGAAAUCGGCUGUUUUUCAGCGAAGUUAGCCGUGAAAAUUUCUGCCAAAUCUGUCUCUGAAAAUCCCGUGAAAUUUUACUUCCGCGACCUAGAUCGCACUAUACUACAGGGCUUCUGAUAUCAGAUUUGAUCGUUUAAAAAUAUCGCGGACAGAAGUCGGUAUAAAUUUGGAGAUAAAUUGGCUUUGUUUAUGCGAUUUAGCACAUUUUGUAUGACGAAAGCAAAGCAAGAAAAGAUGAAAUUUUUGUUUUAACAGACUUUACUCUUUUAAUUUAAAUCUAUAUCAUAGAGAAAUCUGGUCGCCAAAGUGCGACUAAGCCAGAAGUUUAAGUCGCCAAGGAGAAAAUGCUAGUCGCAUUGGCGACUGUAUCAGUCGCAAUUUCGAGCCCUGCAUCAUGGCUUGUACUCCUGUCAGUCCUAUAACCAUUACUAAUUAUGUGAAAGGUUUUGAACCCAGGAGUCAUUUCAAAAGUAGGUUAAGUUUGAUCGUCCAGGUGAACGUAGUCCUGAAUAGGACUGUUGUUGUUGACAGUGACUGACGUUUCAAUAACCUGUGCGGUAGUCAUCUUCAGAGUCAAAGUGAGUUGUAUCACGUCAGUUAAUGGUAUUAUACUCUGGUUAUUGAUCUGAUUGGUCAAUUACGUCGCGAUGUUUUUGGUCGUCUGUCAGUUAAGCCGUGAUGUUAUUGGCUAUGAAGGCUCGUAAUCAGUAAUUGGUACAUUUCGAUCCAUCUAUUGUCACAGUUAAACAGUCAUCUAUUGUUAGUCAAAUUGUCAGUUCUCCACUAGAGUCGUUCUCUCGUAGUUAGUUUUGCUUGAUCUCAUCAAUUAUCCAUUAAUUAUCCAAGCUGUUCCCCUUUGAUGUCUUAUUCCUUCUUCACUUAUUUUUCUCUUCUUUCUUAACUUCUAAUAAGUGAAGAAGGAAUAAGACAUCAAAGGGGAACUAGCCAGGCACAUUUUCAAUAAUGUUGUUAGUUGUAGGUUUUUGAAAUAAACUUGCACGUACCAUUCCCAUAACCAUAAAGGUUUUUGAUACUGCUUCUAGGGUGGGAAGGAACAUGGUGUACCCAUCAUUGUAUCUGAGAUUCAUGAAGGUUUGCCCGUGGACAGAUCAGGAGGACUUUAUGUAGGUGAUGCUAUACUAGCAGUUAAUGGAAUUGACCUACAAGAAGCUAAACAUAGUGAGGCUGUGAAAGUCUUAUCUGCAGUACAUGGUGAAAUUACACUUGAGGUACUCUAUGUUGCACCAGAUGAUUCUAGUGAUGAUGAGGACACAUGGGAAGAGGAUGAAACACAAAGGUAAAUAACUAGAGGUUAUUACAUGGCAGUGCGAUAACACUCUAAGAGAAAUCUCUUAUCUCCAAGCGGCCAUGCAAUGUUCUAUUUAUUACAUACAUAAACACCAAUGAAAUAUCAAACUAUUUCACUUUAAUUUUUUGCAGUUGCAAUUUUUCAACUGUGAUCUUUUCAGCUGUGAUGAUAACAUGUUAUUUUCACGUGUUACUGUGAAGAUAUCCGUUUUCGUGUGAAAGUUCAUGUGGUGUUUCAUUGGUGUUUGUGUAAUAAAGUAUUCUUAAUUUAAACAAUUAAUUUAUGAUAAUUUACCACUUAAGAAACAAGAAGGAAACUGGAGCCAAAAUAUGUCCUGCAAUUGUUUCUGAGAUUGUUAUUGGAGAUGCACUGGUCAGAUAUUGGCCAAUGUUGUUUCCAUGUCCCUAGUACAAUCCCAGGCCCAGUCCGGCUUGGUUUGUAAGCACACAUGUAUGUGAGUGAUUAAACAAAAUCAGACAACUGCAUACUGAGAGUCAGAUAUGUUUAAUUAUGACGUUAUUACAGACAGACAAAGUCUUGUUACAAUAGAUCAGAACUAACAAAAUCUGUAAUAAUUAGACUUCUAUUGUGAUAAAAACACUAGAUCUCCCAAGAUUUUUUGGUAGACUGGAGAAAAUGAAGAACUCCUUUAUAUGGCUUCGCUGCUUCCUGUCCACUCGAAAUGAAGAGCUUUCUUGUUGGCUAAUCAAACAGUUCAAUUCAACUUUUUAUUUCACUCUGUCACACAAAACUGAUAAUUUUUAAAAAUAUAAUAAUAAUAGAUUAUUAUAUGUCCAAAUAAUUUACAAUUUCAAUAUUAUUAAAGAUUUACAAGGGAAAAAAGAGGAGAGGGAAAAGAAGCGGUGUUAAAUACUCGUUGUUUGUAUGGAGUUUGGGACACCGAAAUAAUUAAUAAGCCUUAUCGAGUGGAUGUCAUAAAAUAAAUGUGAGCUGAAGGAAUAAACAGUUACAGAACAUUGGCUAUGGAGUUCAAUAAUUAGUUAACUUUGACACAAACUGCUUUAAGAGUUAAUGACACUAUUAUACCUAUCAAUCAUGGACAAUAGAGCUGAAAAUAAGACAUUAUUAUGGCGGAAGAUAUUUCACCAAUUUCAAGGUGUUUGAUAUUGUGAUAAAACAUUCUGUCUCGUGUUUUAUAGCGCUGCGACUUGAUGACGUAAUGUUUUAAGGCUACAAGUUGAUCUCUUCUAACUCAUGCCGACUGAUUCUGUUUUAAUUUGAAGGUACAGUAUGCUGGGCAAAGUAGAAGAUCCUGCAAAUGAACUUUCUAAUGGCGAUAUCUACAUGACAAACUCAAAAAGAGAUCCUUCAUCACACUCUACACAAAAUACUACUGGCAAUGAUAAUCCACAUCGGAGGUAAUGUUAAAUGUUAUCUCUCACCUUUUUGGUUGUCUUUUGCUGACACCUUGUGUAACGUUCAUAUGUAACUGAAUCGAGAGAAGUGCUGUAAGUCAGGGAAACAGCGAAGAAUACAUAUAUAACUGCUGGUGUCCAAUGAAAUCCCCAUGGAAUCCCAUAAAGUUGUCACUGAAUGCUCUAACUACAUACAUCCAAACAUCAAUGUUAUAGUCACCUUAGAGACAAUUAAUUGCUUACUGUAAGUGAACAGAGAUAUUUAGAUGUAGCCCAAAAUAGGAAGUGAUUUCGUAUCCUUGAACUGUUGCACUUUCUUCCUCGGUUGCUUCCUCCCUCCCCUUCCCCUCUCUAGCGUACCUAGCUGUCGUUUUUGUUGGGGAUAGCGUGAGCGAAAACGGGCUCUGGAAACAACGGGAAACCGCGGUUUCGUCGCUUAUAUUUGCGCGCUCACCCGCCAAUACCUUUAGCUACGCAGGCUAUCUCCUUACAGCCCCGAUCUUCCUCUUCCUAUUUAAUUGUUUAUCCAGUGUCUACUCUUUUUGCCCUUUGUCUGUUCCUAUGCCCUCCAUUAAAACCGCUGUCAUAAAAUUAAUUUAAUGUCUUGUUGACCUUCAUGUUAGAUUUAUUUUACAUAUGGUAUGUUUUUAUUUUGACCUGUGUACGGUGUAGAUACAUCUAGAUUACUCGCAAUCUAUCUGGAGAAUACCCCUGAACACUACGUUUAUUUGAUUUACAUGUUGGGCAAACGUUUCAGACUACACUGUCUUUAUGAGUCGUUUUGGAAGGGAUUUGAAUAAGCGUUGACGGUCGCGUUCUCUUCAGGACGCGCCAGCAAGAUUAAACAUUUGAAACCGGCAAGAUAAACAGUCUUUAAUCUAAUUCAAGUCCCUUCCAAAACAACUCGUAAAGACUCGACAACACAGGUAAAUAACAACGGAUUACGAUGAAGCUUACACAGCAUUUGGGUUCCCUGUGAUUUUACCUACCGUUAUCUAAUCAGUUUUUAUCUCAUUUUUCAUUUGCUUGCGGCAGCCCUCCGUCCUCACCUCGAUCGCUUUAUUCUCAUCCUGGCGCCGCUCAACCAGUCAGCGCCAGCGCAGCUCCUGAAUCACCGAAAAAAUAUACCAAUCCAGCGACAAUUCCAGGCACAUUUUCAACGACAGUUGACAGCAGAGGGAGUAACUCCAACUUGUCCUCAAGAUCGAGCUCACAGUCUUCAUUAUCAUUAGCAUCAUCUCUAUCACCUCAACAAGCUGGAACCUUGAAUGUCGGACGAUUGGAACCUUUGAUACAAGCACCAUCUGAAAGCAAUGAUGCCAGCUCAGAACUUUUUUCACCUACAACGUGA